UCUUUUGAAUUUUUAUUUUAUUUCACAUCGUGAUCCCAACCCACUCUUUCCAGAUUUUUUGGUCGCAACCCUGCUCUCGAUCGUGCGUAUGAGAGGGAAGGAGAUCUACGCUACUCUGAUCUAAUUUUCACAACACCAACUUUCUUAUAAUCACAAUCUAUGCUUGGAGCUUCUUCUCCUUCACCUUAAUUUCAUUACCCCUGAUGCGAUUGUAAUUCAGGGUGCAUCAUGGUAACAAAGGGGAAUUCAGGAGACAAUAGGACUAGGAGUUCUGUUACUAUAUUUAUAGUUGUCGGUUUGUGUUGUUUCUUCUACCUAUUGGGGGCAUGGCAGAGGAGUGGAUUCGGAAAGGGAGAUAGCAUAGCUUUGGAGAUGACCACCAAAGGUGGUGCAGAUUGCAACAUUCUUCCAAAUCUCAACUUUGAGACUCAUCACAGUGGUGAUGCUGGGAUUGUUGACGCGUCAGGAACAAAAGUCAAAGACUUUAAGCCAUGUUCUGCUCGUUAUACCGAUUAUACCCCUUGCCAUGAUCAGAAACGAGCAAUGACGUUCCCAAGACACGAUAUGAUUUAUAGAGAAAGACAUUGUCCUCCUCAGGAACAAAAGUUGAAGUGCUUGAUUCCGGCACCCAAAGGUUAUGUAACGCCGUUUUCAUGGCCUAAAAGUCGCGAUUAUGUUCCUUUUGCCAAUGCACCAUAUAAAGCAUUGACGGUUGAGAAGGCUAUUCAGAACUGGAUUCAGUAUGAGGGCAACGUAUUUAGGUUCCCAGGUGGGGGGACACAGUUUCCUCAAGGAGCGGAUGCCUAUAUCGAUCAACUUGCUUCUGUAAUCCCAAUUGCUAAUGGGACUGUAAGGACCGCCCUCGAUACUGGUUGUGGGGUUGCAAGUUGGGGUGCAUACCUUUGGAAGAGAAAUGUUAUAACUAUGUCAUUUGCACCUAGAGAUAAUCAUGAAGCUCAGGUUCAGUUUGCUCUCGAAAGAGGUGUACCCGCCAUUGUUGGCGUUCUUGGCUCAAUAAAAAUGCCAUAUCCAUCUAAAGCUUUCGACAUGGCUCACUGCUCAAGGUGCUUGAUUCCAUGGGGAUCAAAUGAUGGGAAAUACAUGAUGGAAGUUGAUAGAGUUCUUAGACCUGGUGGCUUCUGGGUGCUUUCGGGUCCACCAAUUAAUUGGAGAAACAACUACAAAUCGUGGCAGCGUCCAAAGGAGGAUCUUGAGGAAGAACAGAGGAGUAUYGAARAGGUUKCUAAGCUUCUAUGCUGGGAGAAAAYAUCYGAGAGUGGAGAAACURCUAUUUGGCAGAAGAAAUUAAAUCYSGAAKCAUGYCGUGCCACAGAARAUGCUCCGGGUGUUACRUAUUGCUCCCAAGAUCCAGAUGAUGUCUGGUACAAGAAUAUGGAGAAAUGUGUAACUCCUACCAAUUCAAAGGCAGAGGAUGUGGAAUACAAGCCGUUCCCUGAAAGGCUUAAUGCUAUCCCACCACGAAUUGCUUCUGGAUCCAUUCCAGGAGUUUCUGCAGAUAAGUACAUGGAGGAUAACAGACAAUGGAAGAAACAUGUAAAUGCUUACAAAAGGAUCAAUCGAAUCAUUGCCUCCGGAAGGUAUCGCAACAUCAUGGAUAUGAAUGCUGGUUUUGGAGGGUUUGCUGCUGCUCUUGACUCUCCCAAGUUAUGGGUUAUGAACGUCGUUCCCACUUUGGCAGAGAACACUCUUGGAGUUAUAUACGAGCGUGGACUUAUUGGCAUCUAUCAUGACUGGUGUGAAGCUUUCUCUACAUACCCACGGACGUAUGAUCUCAUUCAUGCUAAUGGUUUAUUCAGUUUAUACAAGGACAGAUGUAAUUUUGACGACAUUCUUCUAGAGAUGGAUCGAAUACUACGUCCAGAAGGCGCUGUUAUACUGCGUGAUGAAGUCGAUGUACUCAUGAAGGUAAAAAACAUUGUUGGGGCAAUGCGAUGGGAUACAAAACUGAUAGAUCACGAAGACGGUCCCUUGAUCCCCGAGAAAAUUCUAGUUGCCGUCAAACAAUAUUGGGUGGUUGGAUCUAACAACUCUACGUCCUCGCGCUAAUCGCCGAAAAUCCGACUUCAGAACGGUAACUCGUCAAAUUUUCCAUGCAAUCUCUGUAUCACCUUUUAGGAGGUUCAUACAUAGCAAAGGGUCGAUUAAUCUAUGUUCUUUAGUUGCUGAGUUACCAUUAGUUAAGAGCCUUAUAUGAUAUCUGUUUGUUGUACUGUAAGACAAUCAAAAGCCCUUUUAAGUUAAUGGUAAGAAAUGGUUUGUUCCAAAGUC
Messenger RNA from Cynara cardunculus var. scolymus (artichoke), 2289 nucleotides. RefSeq names its product probable methyltransferase PMT2. Gene Ontology annotation, molecular function: methyltransferase activity. The record is from RefSeq and is a predicted model, not a curated record. NCBI's taxonomy places the organism in Eukaryota, Viridiplantae, Streptophyta, Magnoliopsida, Asterales, Asteraceae. The coding region runs from base 229 to 2067 and encodes 612 amino acids. The transcript has 7 exons. Gene Ontology annotation, cellular component: cytoplasm; endosome; trans-Golgi network.